UUAGUUUGCAGGGAACACAUCCCAGCUGCAGGCUGUGCCGGAGGGAUGCGGCAGCUUCCUAGAACGGGGUGAAUUCACCAGAAGUCAUCCCUGGCACCGAACUGCGGUAGCCACUCGGCAGAUACGUUGGGUUUGCGUGGCUUGGCUGCGUUGAGGCGCCCGUGCGGCUGUUGCAGCAAGAGGGAGGGAGGACCAGGGCAGCUCCAAUGUGGAGAAGGUUAUUCCAGAUGGGGGUUGGAUGAGUCUGGUGUGGGACUCACUGGACUUGCACCGUAGGGGACUGAAGGGUUGUCCUGGGAGGCCAAGCCCGCACGGCAUGGCCAGCAGCCUACCCAUGAGCUCGGACUUCCAGCAUUACAGUUUCAGGAUGCCGAACAUCGGGUUCCAGAACCUUCCUCUCAACAUAUACAUCGUGGUUUUCGGCACGGCCAUCUUCGUCUUCAUCCUCAGUCUGCUCUUCUGUUGCUACUUGAUCCGGCUCAGGCACCAGGCACACAAAGAGCUUUACGCCUACAAACAGGUUAUACUCAAGGAGAAGGUGAAGGAGCUGAACCUCCACGAGAUCUGUGCCGUGUGCCUGGAGGAGUUCAAGCCCAAGGACGAGCUGGGGAUCUGUCCCUGCAAACAUGCCUUCCACAGGAAGUGCCUCAUCAAGUGGCUGGAGGUGCGGAAGGUGUGCCCGCUGUGUAACAUGCCGGUGCUGCAGCUGGCACAGCUCCACGGGAAGCCGGACCCCGGCCCCCCGCAGGGCCCCCUGCCCGGGGCCCAGAACAUCGUAUAGUGCCCGCCGGGGCCGGGCCGGGGCCGGGGCCACUCCCGCCCGCGCCGCUCGGACACAGCCAAAGCGCCGGGGACGCAGCCGGGGAGCCCCGAAUCCCCACGGAUGAAGGGCCUGCCGCUCGAGCCCGGGCUCGGUUCCUCUGCCGGGGCCAGGAGUGGGGGCUCGGGAUCCUCAGCACCACAUCCUUCUUCCAGCACAUCCCUUCUCCGGGAAGCAGCGCGGUGGCACCUGGAACGCCCCCCCCCCAAGCCCCCGGUGCCUCCCGCGCCCACCCACGGCGCCCCAAACGCAGCGGGGACCCUCGAGCACCACGGCCGGUUCCUGCUCCCUCCUCUUCGCCUUUGGUUCCUUUGCCUUUGCCAUUCCCACCAGGAAAUGGAGCCUGGCCCCGGGAUCGUGCUGUGGUUGGGUGCCCCCUGGGCGCCGGCAGCGGGUGGGGCUGUGUGGGGUCUCCUGGGUUUGGACUCCCCACCCACCCUGCCCUGCCUGGGGGUGGUUGUCCCCCUCCUUGGCUACCUCAGGAGUCCCUGGAAUGGGCACCAUCCUGGUGUCACCCAUCAGCAUUGAGAGCCAUGGCGUGGAGGGGGCAGGCAACAAUCCUGGCUUUUGGGAUCAUCCCAUCGCUUCCAGCCUGGCCCUGGGGGUGUCUGGGCAGCCCCCCGAACCCACCAUCAGCGUGGGGGGGAGCUGGGCCACCCCCUCUCCUCUCCAGCCACAGAUCUGGGUGUCCCCAGCCAUCCUCACAACUCGUAUUCCCUGGAUUUUGGGUAGGGGGGGCGUCAGUAUUACACGGCAGUGGCUUUCCCGGGUGCAGGGCUGGGGGAGCGCCGGGUGCCGUCCCCCCAUCCCCUAAAUUCCUCCCAGGACUGUUUAUGGAGCGUGGAGCCUCAUAGACGUGUUUGUACACUACGGAUUCUGCAGCAGAAUAUUUUUUAAAACAUUCGCUGUUUUGGUUUUUGGUUUUGUUUUUGUUUUUUUUUUUUUCCUCUUGUUUGUUCGGUUUUUUUGUAAGCUCUAUUUUUGUAUAUUUAAUUGCUAUUUGGAAAUUCUAAUAAUGCGUCUUUUUUGCUAAUCACACUCUUCUUAAGGAAAGGAAACAAAAAGAAAAAAAAAAC
Empidonax traillii (willow flycatcher) is the source of this 1896-nucleotide messenger RNA. RefSeq names its product ring finger protein 24 (gene RNF24). Bases 239 to 781 code for a protein of 180 amino acids. Gene Ontology annotation, cellular component: endomembrane system. The transcript is spliced from 8 exons. The record is from RefSeq and is a predicted model, not a curated record. NCBI's taxonomy places the organism in Eukaryota, Metazoa, Chordata, Aves, Passeriformes, Tyrannidae. Gene Ontology annotation, molecular function: zinc ion binding; ubiquitin protein ligase activity.